UUUUUCAAAGUUUAUUUUCUUCGCGACCGAAUGUAAAGCUCUUGUGAUUUAAGUUAUGUUCGUGUGCGUAAUAUUUCGGCGAUUAAUUAAUAUUAAAACAAAGUGCGGGGUGCUAAAUAAUAUCGUUUUUAAUUCGAGUGCUGUGUUGUGUGCAAAUGGAAUAAAUCUAUGUGAUCAAACUAGAUUCGACAGGUGGGAUCAGUCGACGAAUAAUGAUUGAGAUAUGGCGACGACAGCGAAUCAUCCGGAUGGCGGCAGUAGUUUCGUUGGAGGUGUGCCUGGAUCCGGCAGCGCCGGCGCUGAACCUGACGAAGAUAUCGCCGCCAUACGUAAACAGAUCUCGGACCACGCCGAAGUCAUCUACCAGACUUGGAAAGCUCGCGGCCUAGCUCCCAACGAAAUCCUAACCUGUCACAAUAGUCUGAACGCGGCCGAUAAAUUCGGUUCGGUUUUAGCGCCAGGAGGGUAUCCGCCGCCGACAUCGACGUCAUCUUCGGCCGUAUCCGGCAUCGGUAUCGGCGGUAUCGGCACGCCGCCGUCGCUGCCUUCCGGUAUUAAAACGACGAAGAGCGCGACUCCGGUGAUGGAUUUUUUAUACAGUAACAGUUCGAACGCGGCGGCGGCGGCGGCCGCCGCAGCUGCCGCCUCCAUGAACGCCAGCAAUUUGGAACAAAUCGUGAACAAAUUUGUAGUAGAGGAUAAAGCUAGACUGGCGGCUCGCCAGAAAAGCGACGCGCCAGGUGUACCGUCCACUGCCAGAAAUUACCCGUCUUCCAUACAGUACGCUUUACAGAAAUUCGAAAGAAGAAGCCCCGACGUUGUUGUAAAUAGCCCGGUUAAGUUCGCGUCGCCUCGCGUCGAUAAAAGUAUUCCUUCGUCUUCGUUAUCGUUAUCGCCAUCGUCGUCGUCGUCGUCGUCGUCUAAAUUAACCAGCAACAAUACAAAUAACAAUAAUUCGUUCGCGGUUAAACCAACGCCGAUUGUAUUAUCAUCGCCAUCGUCACCAACGUCGAAUACCUCGUUUCCAGAACGUCUGAUACCAACGAAUAAUGCUCCUCAGAUGACCAAACCGGGCGCUGAUCACGACGACGUCGAUAAUUCGGUGUACGUUGGGUCGUCGUCGACGUGGCCCUUGAAAGCGAAAUCCGUCUUCGAGCAGUCGUCGAAUAUCGGUGAAAAAUCUAGCUCCGCAGAUCGAACCGGUAUCGCGUACAAAUACUCUACUCUGCCGUCGAAAGUCGACAAAUAUCGAGCUAGCUCGGCCGCUGAUCAGUUCCUCGAUGAGGUCGCCAAAGAAGAAGAACGACUCAUAAACGCCCUCAAGACUGGUAUGGUGAUUACCGCUGCCAACGAUCCUAAAAUUAUACCGGUAACUAUGAAAAUACAGAAAACCGAAUCGCUUAGUUCCAAAGAGAAAUUCAACUCGACCCCUAAACUGAAAACUCCGUGUGUUCCGAGUACCCUAUCGUCAGAUGUUAAAGAAAUCAAGAAAAAUGAUUUUCACAACGACGCUUUGUUGGCCAAAAGAACGCCUAGGAGGGUGCCCGGGUCGUCAUCGUCGGAGGAUCAGCAGAGGAUCAAUGGUAAAAUACCGUCGACGAAUCCGACCAUCGCUACGAAUGGAUUUAGUAACCAGCAAACGAAUCCGGUGAGACCGUUUUUGACUCGAGGAUCGGUCGCCGAACGAGUCAUGAUGUUUGAAAAAUGUCCUACGGAAAUAUUAGAAAAACGAACCAAAGUUACAAAUACCAAUAACGCGUCGUGGAAAAACCUCGCCAGCGAUGUGCAUAGUAAAAUACAGACUUAUUCGAAAGAAGUUAAUCAAAAGAAUGGAGUGUAUCCGCCUCAUACAACGCUGCAAAGACAUACCAAAGCCAAUAAAAAUGUCUUCAUACCAAGAUUUUUCUACCCUCAUGGGAAACCAGUUAGUCAUCACCAACAGAACGCGAUUUUCAAAAAUAUCGAAGACGUUUUCCGGUCAUUACCGAACAUGCAAGCUACCAAAGAACAAUUUUCAUCUGUCACGAAGGCAUGUAAUUGCCCGUUGUAUUGGAAGGCGCCUUUAUUUAUAGCUUGUGGAGGUGAAAAACUAGGAUUCGUCGAAAUGAAUACGUUCAUGGAAUAUUGGAGAGACUUAACAUCGGUUUGUCACGAUGACGCAUCCAGAUUUAUGAGGAUAGUUACGCGUAGUACCACACGACCAUAUAUCAUUCCGGAAGAUCUAAUUCCUUUAGUGCAAGACGUCGUAAAUACUCACCCCGGCUUGACAUUCCUUAAACAAGCGCCCGAAUUUCAUUCCAGAUAUGUGCAUACGGUUAUAUGUAGAGUGUAUUAUUGCGUCAAUCAAUCGUGGAACGGUCAAAUAUCUCUGACGGAGUUGAGGAAAUGCGAUUUCUUAAGGGCUAUCCAGUUAUUGGAAGAAGAAGAGGAUAUCAAUCAAGUGACCGCGUAUUUCAGUUACGAGCAUUUCUACGUGAUAUAUUGCAAGUUUUGGGAGCUGGAUCGAGAUCACGAUUUGUUCAUCAGUAAAGAGGAUUUGGCUAGGCAUAGCGAUCAUGCAUUAUCAACUCGUAUCAUCGACAGAAUAUUCUCUCGAACGAGAAGUAAAGCGAGAAAUUCGAUGCUGCAAGAGGGUAAAAUGAGUUACACAGAUUUCGUUAUAUUUCUACUGGCUGAAGAAGAUAAACGUCAUCCUAGAGCUAUCGAGUAUUGGUUCAGAUGCAUGGACCUAGACGGCGAUGGUUUCUUAUCAAUGUAUGAAUUGGAGUACUUUUACGAUGAGCAAUUACAACGAAUGGAAGCCAUGGGUAUAGAAUGUUUGCCAUUUGAAGAUUGCUUAUGUCAGAUGUUGGAUAUGAUCCAGCCUAAAGUUCCCGGUAAAAUUUCACUCAGUGAUUUGAAACGGUGUAAAAUGACGCCGAUAUUUUUCGAUACGUUCUUCAAUCUGGAGAAAUACCUGGAUCACGAGCAACGAGAUCCAUUUGCUUCCCAAAGAGAUCAUGAGAACGACAUGUCUGACUGGGAUCGAUACGCAGCCGAAGAAUACGAACUCCUGGUGGCCGAAGAAGGUGGAAACGAUCAUAGCGACGAUAUAGGGCAAUACCGCGUAAGCGAACCGGACGAUGACGAAGACGACGACGAUAUUUUUUCAUCGAAUCUAGACGAUAUUUUGAACGGAUCGCGAGAAUUCGUCAACAAUAACACCUAUAAAAAACAAAAUAAUAAUUACUUGGCCGAAAACUUCUUGCAGCCGAGCAUGGUAGUGACAGAUUGUAGCGAUAAUAAUACCAGAUGCAGUAAUAAUAACAGCGAUAGUAGCGACGAUUAUGCUGGCGAUAGUGAUGAUUGUUCGUUGUAAAAACUAAAAAGUAUUACGAGAUGGAUGAGAAAAAAAAACGAACUGUAGCUACCUUGUAGCGAUCACGUCGAUGUAAUAAUUUUGUACUGAGUACCUGUGUGUGUAUCCUGUUAUGUAUUUUUAUUUGUAUAACACUCAGUGUUAAUUUAAUAAUGUGUAAUUAUAAUGUAAAUUUUUCGAAAUGACUUAUCGCACACGAACGAAUUUUCAAUUGUUAGCUUUACGAAGAAGAAAAAAUAUUUAUGUAACAAAGUAACCAUUCGAAAUAUUCUAGUCUUGGUAUGUUAGAGUCAUUGAAGUUUGUUUGUUUGUUUUUUUAACAACAAUUUUUCACCUUUUUUUUUUUUUUAAAGAAAAAACAAAACAAAAAAAUUUGUAUUUUUUUGCGCAAGUUUGCACCGAAUUUUUGAUCGUAUCGACGUAUUAUUUUGAACCAGAUGCGGUUGAUAAGUUUUACCUCAGAUAGUUUUAAUUGUAAUGUAUAAAUUGUUAAUUAAUAUAUUUGUAAAUGUUUUCGUUUGCGAACCAGUACGUAUUUUUUUAUUAUUAUUAUUAUUGAUUAUCGUUAUUUUUUUUUCAUUUCGUCAACUUUCGUUUUAACUUUUAUUAAAAGUACAUAUAGGUACGUAUUACGGAUAAGAUUUAUUUGUUCACUUUUUAUUUUGAGAGAGCUUAUUUUUUUCGUUAUUGUGAUAUUUAAUAGAAUUGAAUUCAGUGUUUAAAUCGGUGUAUUAGCUUGAAAAGUGUAAAUAAGGGAAUAUAUUGUAUGUAGCUGUAUUUAGCGAGAGAGUUUCAUGUAGUCGUCGACUCUGGAGUUGUUUAACGAUUUGCAGGCCAUUUUCAGUAAUAAGUUUGUUAUUUGUUAAUUAUUGCGGAGAAAUUAUUAGCAGAAUACUAACCUUUAAUUUUAAUAUCUACGUUGAUUUUUAACGGUUAUUCGUGUUGUUUAUUUUUUCCCCCCUAUUAUUUCUUUCUCCCAUUUUUUUUUCUUUUAUUUAUUAUUUAGAGUAACGUUUUAUUAAUUUAAUUUUUUAUGUGUUUUUACUACGAUAUUAAUUUAGUAACAUCAGAGUAGAGUCUAAUUUUUAUACAACUUUUUUUCAGUGUCUCUGUUAAUUUUUCUCUCUUGAUGGGUGAAUUUUUGUUUUAUUGAUCAACAAACAUCACGAUAAUAAAAUUAAAUAAAUGAAUGAAAUACGUG
Messenger RNA from Planococcus citri (citrus mealybug), 4559 nucleotides. RefSeq lists its product as uncharacterized. The transcript has 12 exons. Gene Ontology annotation, cellular component: protein phosphatase type 2A complex. Lineage: Eukaryota; Metazoa; Arthropoda; Insecta; Hemiptera; Pseudococcidae. Gene Ontology annotation, molecular function: calcium ion binding; protein phosphatase regulator activity. The record is from RefSeq and is a predicted model, not a curated record. Gene Ontology annotation, biological process: protein dephosphorylation. The coding region runs from base 224 to 3358 and encodes 1044 amino acids.